Messenger RNA from Mangifera indica (mango), 1362 nucleotides. RefSeq lists its product as uncharacterized. Bases 430 to 978 code for a protein of 182 amino acids. The record is from RefSeq and is a predicted model, not a curated record. The transcript is spliced from 4 exons. Lineage: Eukaryota; Viridiplantae; Streptophyta; Magnoliopsida; Sapindales; Anacardiaceae.
GCUACUUACCCGCGCAGAGCUCCAUUUCUGUUUCAGUCUAUCGGUAUUUGAAAAUUCAAAAAAAAUAAAAAAAAAGGCCCCACGCAAAUACUGCUACUCUGCCUCUCACACCAGCAUGUUUUUCAUUUUUAGUUUCGACAUCGACUGCUCUAACUGCUCUCUCCUCUCUCCUUUUUGCAGACUUUAUUAAGGUCUUUUUCAAGCUCACUCUACUAUCUUUUGUUCACGAUCUGAGAAUAGAGAGUUUUUGAGGUUGCGAUUUUUGAAAAUUUUGCUGAAAAUAAUUAUGUAGGGCGUGAUUUUUGUGGAUCCUUCAUGUCUGCUUCUAUGUAUCCGGGAUUUCUGAUCUGGAUGUCUUCUACAUUACGUUUUCUUUUCUAAAAAUAAGAUAAAAAAUUGUUUGCUUUAUGUUUUCUGAAUUAAGUGAAAAUGGAGAAGUUUCAGCGAAGGAGGUCAAAGAUUACGAGCUUCACUGGUGAUCUACAUGUCUCAAGGGAACCUGUGUUCCGAGAAGGAAAAAGACAGCACCAGAAACAUAAAAAAUUUCCGAAAUUGGCCUCUGAUUCUAUUUCAUGCAGUAGUGAUGCAGAUGAUGAUUCAUUGACAUUUGAGGUGGGGAAGAUAUCUUCAAAACAAACCAGAAGACCAAUUAAGGAGUUGUUAGCAGGAGAGAUGUCAAGAGAAACACAAUCCAAGAGAAGAUCACCUAGUUUAAUUGAAAGAUUGAUGGGUCUUGAUGGUCUUCCACCUCAGCAAUCUGCUCAUAAACAACAGAAAAGGUCCACGGAGAUUCAUCAACAAAGGACGGCAUCAGUAGGAAGAGCUCAAAGGAGCGGGGCAUCUUCUGGUCACCUAUCUUUUAGGAAAAGCUCUAUGAAAGAACAAGAAUUCAAAGAUAUAUAUGAAGUUUUAGAUCCAUCGAAGAUGGAGAGCAGCAAUAACACAUUGCUGGAGACUUCAAAGACAAUGUUUACUUAGGCUGAGUUGGUUUUCAUAAAGCAGAAGUUCAUGGAUGCUAAGUUUCUUUCAACUGAUGAAAGACUUCAGGAUUUAAAGGAAUUCAAUGACGCACUUGAGGUGCUAGACAACAAGGAUCUUCUGCUGAAAUUUCUUCAGCAACUGGAUUCAUUGUUCACAAAGCAUAUGCAUGAUCUAGGUGCUCCUCCCCAGUCCCAUUGUGGUCAUAUGCCAGCAGUGACAUUAUCUAAUGCUCGGAAGUGUGAAAGAAGUGGCAUAACUGGGAAAGCAGAAGGAGAAAUUCCAUGGAAGAGUCAUUCUAAAUCUGCUCAGAAGCAUGUCAGUGUUAUUCAUGGUCACACUUACUGUAGAAAGGAUGCUCAGAGUUUCAUUAAGUCCCCAAAA